Molecule: messenger RNA, 559 nt
Organism: Blastocystis hominis
Lineage: Eukaryota; Bigyra; Opalinata; Blastocystidae
Exons: 6
Coding region: 1-558 (185 amino acids)
Cellular component (GO): cytoplasm
Molecular function (GO): 5'-deoxynucleotidase activity
Source: RefSeq, a predicted model, not a curated record
AUGAAUCCUUCAACUCUUCAAUCUUUCUUUGAAAUUUGUGGAAAGCUAAAAAACCUCAAACGAACAGGAUGGGUCUAUCGUGGAGUUCAGGAUCCUGAAUCGGUUGCAGAUCACUCGUGGAGAGUUGCUAUGAUGUCCUUCUUCAUUGAAGAUCCUACAGUCGACAAAGUACAUUGUAUGAAGAUGGGACUUGUCCAUGACUUAGCGGAGAGCAUUGUCGGAGACAUUACUCCUGUCGAUGACGUUUCCGUAGACGAUAAGCAUCAAAUGGAACUGGGAGCACUCUCCACAAUCGUGGCUGACUUCCCCCAACCGCUGAAAGAAGAAUUUCUUGGUCUUUGGACAGAGUACGAAGAGCAAAAGACGCUCGAGUCCAACUACGUUUUCGAUUUCGACAAACUGGAUAUGCUAGUGCAAGCAGAGGAAUACGAGAGUGACCAAGGAAUUAAUCUGCAGGAAUUCUUCGAUUCGACAGAAGCUCUGUUUAAAACUCCCUAUGGAAAGAGCCAAAUUGAAGUGUUAAAGAAAAAGCGAACAGCGCGUCUUUCGAGUGCAUAGA